Lodderomyces oxycetoniae is the source of this 516-nucleotide messenger RNA. RefSeq names its product 3-hydroxyanthranilate 3,4-dioxygenase. Gene Ontology annotation, cellular component: cytoplasm. Gene Ontology annotation, biological process: quinolinate metabolic process; 'de novo' NAD+ biosynthetic process from L-tryptophan. The coding region runs from base 1 to 516 and encodes 171 amino acids. Gene Ontology annotation, molecular function: iron ion binding; 3-hydroxyanthranilate 3,4-dioxygenase activity. The record is from RefSeq and is a predicted model, not a curated record. Lineage: Eukaryota; Fungi; Ascomycota; Pichiomycetes; Serinales; Debaryomycetaceae. The transcript has a single exon.
AUGGUACUUAUAAAACCAGUCAAUUUAACGAAAUGGAUUGAAGAGAAUCAAGAUUUGUUGAAACCGCCAGUUAACAAUUAUUGUCUACACCGUGGAGGAUUUACAAUCAUGAUAGUUGGAGGACCCAACGAAAGAAGCGAUUAUCAUAUUAACCAAACGCCAGAGUAUUUUUACCAAUACAAGGGUACAAUGUGCUUGAAAGUAGUUGAUGAUGGAGAGUUCAAAGACAUUUUCCUUCACGAAGGAGACUCCUUUUUGUUGCCGCCUAAUGUGCCUCACAAUCCGUGUCGUUAUGCAAACACAAUUGGUUUAGUCGUUGAACAAGAUCGUCCCGAAGGUGUCAAUGAUAGGGUAAGAUGGUACUGUAGUGAAUGUAGCAAUAUAAUCUCCGAGGAGGAAUUCUACUUGACUGAUUUGGGCACGCAAAUUAAAGAAGCAAUUGUUGCGUUUGACUCAAAUAUCGAUGCAAGGACUUGUAAAAAAUGUGGGCACCUAAACUCAUCCAAAAGAGAAUAA